UGCCUAGUCCUAGGCCCACUCCGCUCCUCCUUCCUCGCCGGGAAAAUUUCUUACAUUCCCUCCUCCUCUUCUCUCUCUCUCUCUCGUCUCUCGACAGUGUUCUCCCUCCUAUCUCCUCUUCAUUUUGUUCCUAUAGUAUGUGUGUGUGAGAUAGAGAACCGCCACACUAUACGCCCUGACCCGGUGUACGUGUACGUACGUGUGUGUACGUCUCAUUCCUCUACCUCUGCUCUAUCUCCAAUCUGAUGAAUCAUCAGGAGAAGCUAAAGCCCGGUUCCUCGUCGUCUUCAGCCAGAAGUCAGGCUUCGUGUGUCCGUGUCGGGCAGGCUGUCAAUGUAGCAGUAGAAAGAUUCGUCACAGUCGGUGAAACGAUUGCCGAUGACUAUCAGGACAUCAAGAGCAGAAUGUGUGAAGCCUGCAAGGACGCUCGAAUUGCAGGUGGAGAGAUAGAGAAGCUGUGUGAGGGGGUGAGUGAAGAUAGCGAUACUCAGGGAUAUUUCUCAACCUCUCUCAUUCGGGCUGCUCGCCGCCUCCUCUCCUCCGUCACUCAAGUGCUCCUAUUUGCCGAUUCCAUUGUCGUACGACAACUUCUUCUCGCCAAAGACAAGGUGGCCAACGCUCUUACCAGGCUGGAAAAUGUCAAGAACUUUACGGAGUUCGUUCGAGCUUUCUGCCAAUUCGGCCAGGAAAUGGUGGACCUGGCUCAGCUAACGGGAAAUCGACAGAAUGACCUGAAAGACGAAAGGAGGAGAGCUCAAAUGGCAGCUGCUAGACAUGUCCUCGAAAGAUCCACCAUGGUGCUCCUUAGUUCAUCCAAGGUCCGUUCACUC
Darwinula stevensoni is the source of this 830-nucleotide messenger RNA. NCBI's taxonomy places the organism in Eukaryota, Metazoa, Arthropoda, Ostracoda, Podocopida, Darwinulidae. The record is from the annotation of a GenBank genome assembly.